AUGGUGUGUGCCUCAAGUGGGGGCGUGGCUCUGCCUGAGGGGCGGAGCCUGGGUGAGUUGGGGACCCCCGGGUGGGCGGGCCUGGAAACUGACCUGUGCCCCCGCCCGGCCCCCAGGCGCAUAGUGGACCGCAUGGACCGCGCGGGGGAUGGGGACAGCUGGGUGUCGCUGGCCGAGCUCCGCUCGUGGAUCGCGCACACGCAGCAACGGCACAUACAGGACUCGGUGAGCGCGGCCUGGAACACGUACGACACGGACGGCGACGGGCGCGUGGGUUGGGAGGAGCUGCGCAACGCCACCUAUGGCUACUACGCGCCGGGUGAGGAGUUUCACGACGUGGAGGACGCAGAGACCUACAAGAGGAUGCUGGCCCGGGACGAGCGACGCUUCCGGGUGGCUGACCAGGAUGGGGACUUGAUGGCCACUCGGGAGGAGUUGACAGCCUACUUGCACCCGGAGGAGUUCCCUCACAUGCGGGACAUUGUGGUUGCCGAAACCCUGGAGGACCUGGACAAGAACAAGGAUGGCUACAUCCAAGUGGACGAGUAUAUCGCGGACCUGUACUCCCCCGAGCCCGGCGAGGAGGAGCCCGCCUGGGUGCAGACGGAGAGGGAGCAGUUCCGGGACUUCCGCGACCUGAACAAGGACGGGCGGCUGGACGCCAGCGAGGUCGGCCACUGGGUGCUGCCGCCGGCCCAGGACCAGCCGCUCGUGGAGGCCAACCACCUGCUGCAGGAGAGUGACACGGACAAGGACGGGCGUCUGAGUAAGGCUGAGAUCUUGGGCAACUGGAACAUGUUCGUGGGCAGCCAGGCCACCAAUUACGGCGAGGACCUGACACGUCACCACGAUGAGCUCUGAGCCCCUGGGUGCCCACCACAGACUCGUGCCCCAUGGGAUGACCUGAGGAGGGGCCCCAGCGGCCAGGCCCCCCUCGCCAUGUUCAGCCCUGCAGGAUGCAGACGCAGCCCAUGGUGUCCCCCUGCCCUGGGCUCUCCGGACCCACCUGGUCAAGUUCUCUCCCGAGACACCUCAGCCCCUCUCAGCCCUCGCCACCCCACCCCAGGGGCUCCCGCAGACCUGAAGAGUGAGGGGCCACCCACUUCUCGCUGGCAGAAUCUCUCGGCCCAGUCCACGGCCCCCCCACCAAGCUCAGCCUCCACGAGCCUCCACUGACCGCACAGCUCCAAACCUGAGCCUUGAAUCAGACAGGAAACACUCCAUGUGGGCCUCAGCCCUGCACUUGCCCACAGGCUCUGCCCCCAGGACACCUCCUCUCUGCCAGGGAGGCAAUAAAAUCCAGUGCUGGGGCCUCA
Messenger RNA from Miniopterus natalensis, 1316 nucleotides. The record is from RefSeq and is a predicted model, not a curated record. NCBI's taxonomy places the organism in Eukaryota, Metazoa, Chordata, Mammalia, Chiroptera, Miniopteridae.